CCGGAUAAACUCGAUAGAUGAGGAAUUCAAAUCCUACUAGGCGGGGACAUGCCGCACUCAUUUCCUGAACCUUUCUGCUCAACUUUCUACCUUCUUCCCAUUCUUGUAUGAUCGUGGGUGAAAGCAAUGAAUUAAAAUAUGGUGUCCUAAUUCAAAGUUUGGAGACAUGGUUUUCCGAAAGGAGUCGUCGCGCUUUCUUAUUUAUCAUGUUCUCUUCUUCGUUUUCUGUGCCAUUGGGUGGGCAGCUGGUGAUACCAUCAAGAAACCCGAUCCUCUUCUGGUAGAACCGAGUCAAACAUUGUAAAUAUCCUCCCCGAUACUCAAAUAUACAUAACAUCACAGAAGAACUAACACUUCCCCAAAGCGAAGGAAACGACGGACCAUGGAGCACCUUCAACGCUCGCAUUGGCUCGCCCCCUCAACCAGUCCGUCUCCUAGUGUCUACGGCAUCGGCUCAAACAAUGGUUGUACUCUCUCAAGGUUGCGACGUGAAUGUUGUCGGAACAUCUGGACCACCAGCAUGUGCACAAUUUCGUGGUCAGAUGUUUAAUCCUAAUACUUCGACGACUUGGAAUGAGCAGAGUACGUUCGCGAUUAAUACUAAUGGGAUUGGAUUUGAGGCGAAUUUAGGUUAUAAACAGGUUGCUUUGUUUGGAUUGGAGAGUUUGGGACUUGGAUUGACGGGAAGUACGUUGGCAAAUAUGACGGUUGCGGGGUAUUUGAAUGCUAGACCUUUUUAUAUGUGGGUUUUUCUUUUCUUUUUUCUGUUUUCUAGAGGGAGGCAGGGAAAGACAAAGCAGGCAGAAAAACUUUUAGAAGAAGAAUAAAGUAAGCUAACGAGUUGUGAUGAUAGGGGAAUAUUUGGACUUGGAACACAGCCUGUGAAUUACUCGACCCUAGGAAAUAUUUCUGCGCCAAGUUACAUCACAACAUUGAAAGACCAAAAUCUCAUUCCAAAUUUAGGAUGGAGUUAUACAGCAGGAGCUCCUUACCGUGAGUGCUAUCUCAGUAGACCCAAUUUGCCGCUCUUCGUUUCUCAAUUAUGAGCCUUCCAAGACCUCCUUCGAAUAUUUCAUGUCACUAACAUAAAUCUCUCCCAGGAUUAAAAAAGGUUCUUGGUCAACUCAUCUUUGGAGGCUACGACACCUCCCGUCAAAUCCUCAACACAGCAUCCUUCGACUUAGCCCAAGACCAAGACCGGGACGUCGUAGUUUCAAUCCAAGAAAUCGUUGCCUACCGUGCAAACCAAACAACCCUCCUCCCCUCUCCAAUCUAUGCAUUUAUCGACUCAACCGAUCCCCUAAUUUGGCUUCCCGACUCCGCAAUAAAGCUGUUCGAGCAAGCAUUUUCACUAAAACUCGAUGAAGCAUCGAAUCGAUAUCUGAUAACCGAGAGUCAACACGCGGAAUUAGUCGCUAUGGAUCCCUCAGUCACGUUCAGGAUAGCGAAUAGUUUGACAGGAGGGGAAGUCGUGGAUAUCAAGUUGCCGUAUUCGGCUUUUGAUUUGUGGCUUGAUUGGCCAUACGUUGCGAAUAAGACGAGGUAUUUUCCGUUGAUGAGGGCGGAUAAUGAGACGCAGUAUACGCUGGGGAGGACGUUCUUGCAAGAAGCGUGAGUUCUCCCAGACAUCUACGGUUACUUUUGCCAAUAAAACUGACCUUUAAUACAGAUACUUGACUGUAAACCACGAAUACCGGAAUUUCACAGUUUCACAAUGUGCAUGGACCGAUGAGGCACUCACACCUAAUAUCAAAUCUCUCCCAUCAAAACCAAAUCCCAUCGACCCAUCUUCAACGGUAAUACCACCAGGUGGCAACACGCCCUCUAACUCAACAGAAAACUCACACAACCUCCCAACCGGAGCAAUAGUAGCAGUAAUAAUUGGCGGCAUCGUCCUCCUCCUCGUAUCAUCCCUUGCAAUCUGGCUUCUUAUCACCAGAAAACGCAAGGCAAAGCCCGUAGCAGACACAAACUCAUCCCUAGACAUCGACAAAGCUUCACUCCCUCCAGAACCCCCAUCCGAACUAACCGGCUUCUCCAAAGCCCACGAGAUAAGCGACGAAAACUCCUGCAUCACAACUGCAGAACUCUCCGCUGGACAGCACUCCAACUCCUCACGGCAAGAACUGCACACCACCUCUGUUCAGCGAAGCGAGUUAGAGCAUUCACGCAGGAGUGAAAUAGGGGACUCUUUACACUCGCCUAGAAGCGAGUUAGAACAUUCGCCCAGAAGUGAACUAGGUUCUCCAAACUCACCCAGGAGCGAAUUAGAACAUUCACCAAGCGAACUAGGAUGCCCACAUUCGCCUAGAAGCGAGCUAGAACAUUCCCCUGCCUCUCAGGGCAAUUCUCAGAGGAGUCUGGGCCACAAUUUGAGUCCCGCGAUGUUACAUGGGAAUUCGAGUGGGCGACUGAGUAUGGUUUCUUCGUAUAACGGGAGUUCGGAGGCGGUUGUGGAUAACAAUCACUCGACUCCUGCCAGUGCUGGGUACGGGGUAACUGGAAUAGGAAGAGUAUACCCGGGUGAUGAUGGGAGGGAGAUAUCGGAAUUGAUGGGGAGUGAGGUGCCGCUUGCGCAGUUGCCUUGAGGGGAGGUUUUAGUCUGGAGGUUUGUCUAGCUGACGACGAUGGACGGGAGAAGUACUGUAAGUGCUGUGAUCUGUGAGGGCUAAGGUCGAGGACAUAAGGAGCA
Hymenoscyphus albidus is the source of this 2692-nucleotide messenger RNA. The record is from the annotation of a GenBank genome assembly. Lineage: Eukaryota; Fungi; Ascomycota; Leotiomycetes; Helotiales; Helotiaceae.